GGCGUAGUAAGAAUACUCGCCACGACUUCCUGUUUGAAGUUGUACGUUACAACAAAGGGAUAGUGUGGUUAUAUUUUAUAAACUUUUUUUUUUCAUGGAGUGUAUAAUGGCGGAUACUACAGCACAGAAGGUAAAAUCUUUUAUAUUACAAUUGGAACUACAGAGAACAAAGUUUAUCUUGCAGGUUCAAGAAUACAAAGAUUCUUUAAAGACAAAGGCUGAACAACUGUUAUUGAAAGGAUUUCCAGAGAAGAUUGUUAAGUUGAAUGAAUUAUUGGAAACCCCUGGCUUCCGUAAUAGGAAAUUGUCAAAUGUUCAUCAAGACUUAAAUGUGCCCAUUCCAGAUCCUAUUAUUCUUAAUCAUUCCGAAAAUGAGUCUGCUGCAAAGAAACGAAAGGUAGACAAUAGUAUAGAUGAUACCAGUGGAACCAAAGUGAUGGUAUUACCAAACGGACCUGUACCAUGUAACAAACCCUUAUGUGAUCUUAUUCACAUAGUUAAACCUUAUAUUCGACAACUAUUAGAAGAUUCUAAUUUGCUGAAAAUGUGGAUCUCGUUUUUGAUUCCAAAAAUCGAAGAUGGUAACAACUUUGGUGUAUCAAUUCAAGAAGAUACACUUGCUGAAAUACAAUCAGUGGAAAGCGAGGCUGCCGCAUUUUUCGAUCAAAUAUCAAGGUAUUUUAUCUCUAGAGGCAAAAUUGUUAGUAAAGUUGCAAAGUAUCCACACAUCAGCGAUUAUAGAAGAGCAGUUCAAGAAUUAGAUGAGAAAGAAUAUGUAAGCUUAUGGCUAGUUAUGUGUGAAGUCCGUAAUCGUUAUUGUUCUCUGCACGAUUUGGUAAUCAAGAACUUAGAGAAGAUUAAGAAACCACGUUCUUCCAACGCGCAAUCCUUGUAUUAAACAUUAGCUUCAUAUCCUAUUUCUAUUGGAUGAUGUACAGGAUUGUAUUAAAAAGAAAGAAACAAAAAAACAGAACGAAAUUAUGCUAAGAAGAGGAUGUCAUUCUCGACUUUUUAGUAAAUAAGUUUGAUGAAUUAUUUCCUUUUUUGAUUCAAUGGUCUUGACGUUGAAUCAUUAACAUUCACUUGAGCCAUAUCCGAAACAAUCAGCAGCUUAACAAGAAAUAUUAUGCACAUAAAGGAAAAUAUGUUUAGCAUAGUUUAUGGAGACAUACCCAAAUGCAGUUGAUUAUAUUAAAACUUAUAGUAAUUUUGGAUUUUAAUUGUUUAAUUAUUGCAAAAUUUCUCAAGAGUUCAAUUUUUCUAUUUUUUUUCUUUCAUAACAUAGAUUUUUCUCAUUAUCAUUACUUCCUUAAUUUUUAUAAAUUCCGCUAUUUAAUUGCACGGUGUGACGUACUUAUCUAAAAUAGAUCUAAAAGUAUUGGAACCUUUUCAUAUAUCUAAAUUUAGAAUAUAGUUAAGCAUGUAAUUUAUAAUUUACAACUGUAAUAUCAUUAGAACAUAAAUCGAGAUAUGACAAA
Messenger RNA from Frieseomelitta varia, 1478 nucleotides. It is a transcript of the gene REG, whose product is annotated as proteasome activator complex subunit 3. Gene Ontology annotation, biological process: regulation of G1/S transition of mitotic cell cycle; positive regulation of endopeptidase activity; regulation of proteasomal protein catabolic process. The transcript has 5 exons. NCBI's taxonomy places the organism in Eukaryota, Metazoa, Arthropoda, Insecta, Hymenoptera, Apidae. Gene Ontology annotation, cellular component: nucleoplasm; cytoplasm; proteasome activator complex. The record is from RefSeq and is a predicted model, not a curated record. Bases 95 to 898 code for a protein of 267 amino acids. Gene Ontology annotation, molecular function: endopeptidase activator activity.